AUGGCUGCUCCCCGUUCUACUCACUUUUCUGCUGUCCUUUGCAUCCUUCGUUACCUCAAGGGGACAUUAUUUCAUGGGCUCCACUUCUCCUCUCAGUCUCCACUUGAGUUACAUGCUUAUACUAAUGCAAAUUGGGCAGGUGAUCCUAAAAACCGUCGCUCCACCACCGGUUAUUGUUUCCUACUUGGCACCUCUCUUAUUUCUUGGCGCAGUAAGAAACAGUCUGUUGUUGCUCACUCCAGCACUGAGGCAGAAUAUCGUGCUUUAGCUGACACCACCUCGGAGCUCAUUUGGUUGCGAUGGCUUCUACAAGAUAUGAGUGUCUCUCUCUCCUCAGCUACUCCUGUCUACUGUGACAAUAGAAGUGCUAUUCAGAUUGCCCAUAAUGAUAUUUUUCAUGAACGGACCAAAUAUAUUGAGAUUGAUUGUCACUUUGUCUGUCAACAUCUUCUUUAG
This is a messenger RNA of Alnus glutinosa, 456 nucleotides long. Its product is annotated as secreted RxLR effector protein 161-like. The record is from RefSeq and is a predicted model, not a curated record. The transcript has a single exon. Bases 1 to 456 code for a protein of 151 amino acids. NCBI's taxonomy places the organism in Eukaryota, Viridiplantae, Streptophyta, Magnoliopsida, Fagales, Betulaceae.